AUGUUUGUUGCAGGUUCAUUGAUGGAAGAUAGAUUGAUGAAGUCGUUGAUGGAAGAUAGGUUGCUGAAGUCGUCAACGGGGGACAUGAGCGCCUCCGGCGUGUUAGAUAGACGUGAGCAUGUCACUCUAUAUAAUUUUGACGAGAGAUCGUCCAAGUGGGUGGGCGAGGGACUCGAGUGUAGUUGCUUCAUAUUGGAUAGUCGCCCACCUUGCUUGGUGUUCCUGAGUCAGCGACCGAAGCCGAGUUACAUGACCUUGUGUAUUUCUUGUGGUUGGACGUUGUCCAAAGAAGGCGUCUACGUCUAUUUGCGGAUCACAGACCGAGGAGGGCCAACGCAGUCUAAGGCUGUGAAAUUUGAUAGCCCCGAAGGGGCGGACUCCUGGUACCCCAUCCUGGAAUCGAUCAUUGAAUGCAGAAGAGGCCCAAGCGCCGCCACUCAGAAGAACCGUAAUUGGUCCACAACCGGCCACACGCCGCCAAGAUACGAAGUCAACACCGUCAGCGACAAGAUGGUUGGAGACCUGCUCAGACACACCAUGCGACUUUAA
Messenger RNA from Gregarina niphandrodes, 549 nucleotides. Its product is annotated as Dcp1-like decapping family protein. Bases 1 to 549 code for a protein of 182 amino acids. The transcript is spliced from 2 exons. Gene Ontology annotation, molecular function: enzyme activator activity. The record is from RefSeq and is a predicted model, not a curated record. Gene Ontology annotation, biological process: deadenylation-dependent decapping of nuclear-transcribed mRNA; positive regulation of catalytic activity. Lineage: Eukaryota; Apicomplexa; Conoidasida; Eugregarinorida; Gregarinidae.